Molecule: messenger RNA, 2247 nt
Organism: Tetrapisispora phaffii CBS 4417
Lineage: Eukaryota; Fungi; Ascomycota; Saccharomycetes; Saccharomycetales; Saccharomycetaceae
Gene: BUD7
Product: exomer complex subunit
Exons: 1
Coding region: 1-2247 (748 amino acids)
Biological process (GO): Golgi to plasma membrane transport
Cellular component (GO): exomer complex
Molecular function (GO): protein binding
Source: RefSeq, a predicted model, not a curated record
AUGUUUUCACAAGGCUCGAUUCCGGAGGUGAAAGAAGAUAAUAUUGGACAUGCUCUGAACGAGAGAAAGUUAAAGAUCCCACAAUUUCAAGAUCUGGGCCCACCAGAUCUACUAACAAUGGUGAAGUACGUUGCUACUUCCUCGUCUACGGCACAACUAAAUAGCAAUUCAAAUUCUAACGGUAAUAAGAGCGAGAAUUUCAACAUGCAACAAGAAAUUUCAAAUACAAUAAUUAAGGAUCUGUAUAAUCCAACAAAUAAUAAAGGAGAAAUUGGUACUUUUUUCUACACUGUGGGUGUAGAUACAAAUGAUCCUACGUCAAUUUCAGUUUUCUUGAAAAAAAUUGCUGAUACAAUUUCAGAAGAACCGCAGGCUUGGUUUGGUAAGACAAGAAACUUCAACGUCGCAAGAAUUACAUUAUCUACUUGGAACUCGUUUAGAAGAUGUGAUAUGAAUAUUGUCGUUCAUAUCCCAGGUAACCUACACACUUAUAUUCUGGAUAUCGAUGGAGAAUUAUUACAAGUUAAUCCGACUUUGCCUUCUGGAGAAGAAAACCCAGAUUUUCAAAUACUUUGGAUCGAAACAUUCAUGAGUGGCAUGGUUCGUUCAGUUAUAUUGAUGAAAGACAAUGCGGAAGAAGGUGAAUCGCAAAAUUUGGUGGAAACUUUAGUUUUGAAUCCAUUCACUAGUGGCGAAAUCAAUACCACAGCCGAUAACUUUAUUGAAUUAUUUCCCUUUGUAUAUGAAAAGGGUCCUUUGCUUGGAGCCCCAGUAUAUGUUACCAACGUUACUAGAUCUAAUAAUUAUUUAGUGGAAACGCUUAUUGAAAUUGUUAAAUUGACACAUUCUUUGGAUCAAUGUCGUACAAUGUUAGAAAAGGUAAUACAAACUUACCCAGAAGCAGUAGUCGUCUUGAUUCGUAUCUUAUUUGCAUGUGAAAUGGAGAUAGAUGCUAUUCAACUGCUAAACGAACAAUUACAAAAACAAGAAGAAACUACAGAUGUGAAUUUCUAUCAAUUGGAAUACAAAGCAGACAUGUUGGCAGCACAAGCUGAGUUUUUAUUAGAUGUUAAACACGACUAUGAGUUUGCUAAGGAGGUUGCCAAUGCGGUUGUAAGUUGUUCUCCGAGUGAAUUCAAGCCAUGGUAUCUAUUAGCAAAAUCAUAUGUGAAGGUAAAGGAUAUUGAGAACGCUUUAUUAACUUUAAAUUCUUGUCCAAUGUCGCCUUUGAAAGAAAAAUAUGGUCUGAAAAGAGUUGUUCCAAUUCAAUCGGAUGCAAAUCUGCAUUUGCCACUGCCUGUUGAUGUAGUAUUAGAUGAGGUUAGUUCGUUGAACCCUCAAGAUAUUCAAAGAGAACACAAAUCCGCAGACCCUGUGUUAGUCAGACUGGCAGCCUCUAAUCUAAAAUCGACAUUUCAAUUAGUUUACAAAUUAUUGACAGAGAUUGUUAAAAUAACUGAUUGGGAAUCAUUACUAAAAUAUAGAUCUAAUAUUUUUGUAAUGGAGGAAGAAUAUCAAACAUCUGCUGAAAAUACAGAUACUGAAAAUUCGAAUGCCGAAAAUGGUGUAGAAAAUGGAUUAGAUGCGGGUACUGACUCUAGUGUCAAAGUCAUGCUUUCGACUACCGACUUGAACCCUUCACAAAACUCGUCUUUGAGAUCUAAGAGACUAUGUGAAAGAUGGUUAGAUAAUCUUUUUAUGCUAUUAUAUGAUGAUCUUAAGACAUACACAUUAUUCCAAUCAGAACAACAAUAUUUUGAAGCACAGAAUGCUGACUAUAAUAAAUUAACAAUCGAAUGGGAAUUAUUCGGGUUAUGUGCUCGAAGACUAGGCCAUUACUCAGAAGCAGCUCGCGCUUUCCAAAUCGGUCUCUCACAACGAUUUUCAUCUGGAUGUGCUAGAAGACUAUUAGAGUAUUGUGUCAAAGAAUCUAUCAGAGUGAAAAACAUAAGUAACAAUCCUGAUAUCAAAGUUAAUACUACCACCGAGGAAGUGACCAACAGAAUUAAAGAAUUGAACUCCUCUAUAAUUGAUCUCUGCGUCAAGAUAUGCUGUUGGAACCAUCGUUGGUACAUUGAGUUUUCAAUUCAAUUGAUUGAGGCUCUCUCCAUUGUAAUUCAAGAUAUGGGUAUAACAAUGGUUACGAAUGAAAUAGCCGCAAGAUAUUCAGAGACAGUAGCGCAACUUAUGAAAGAUAAUUUAAUAACUUUCUUUGAAAAUUACACAAAUCAAUAUUACGAUGCAUAA